AUGUCCAUCGAAAUCAUGGAGAAGUUCACUGAACAACGCUCCGGGUAUAUUACUGCGACGAAGUCUGUUGCAAGCACUGAUUACGACUCCGAUAAAUCCAAGGAUGAAGACGACAUUCCUCCUGUCCUAUUGCGCCUACGUCCAAGGAUGUCCAGUGUGGCGCGUGCCGCGGCAUAUAUCGAAAUUUCAGAUGAUGACGAGCCUAGUGUGCCAGACAAUGUGAACCUCGAUGACGACGAUGUCCAAGCUGAUGAGUCUGUCAGGGACAUGGCGGAUUGGGUGGAUCCUGCUGAUGGAGCGGACGAGCUCAAUACUCUGCAGGUACCUAUGGAGUCAAUUGCAGGCCCAAAGCGUGCUCGAAGCAACACUCAGCUAUCUGUCGACAAUGCAAGCGAGAAUGAUGCACCUGCCCCAAAACGUGUCAAAAGUGAGCCUGCUAACUUUGCUGCAUCACCAUCAGGUCUUUACCUGUUUUCCGUGCCAGGGUCUCCUCUUCGCGAAGCAGGACCGUCGUCUUGGGCCAGCCGCUCGUCAAACAGGGUUUUGGGACAAAGGAAACUUGCAGUCGCUUCAUCUUCCGUCAAGAAGGGCUUUGCGCGUCCUGCGAUGCCCGCUUACAAGCCAUGGUUUUAA
Messenger RNA from Pleurotus ostreatus (oyster mushroom), 633 nucleotides. RefSeq lists its product as uncharacterized. NCBI's taxonomy places the organism in Eukaryota, Fungi, Basidiomycota, Agaricomycetes, Agaricales, Pleurotaceae. Bases 1 to 633 code for a protein of 210 amino acids. The record is from RefSeq and is a predicted model, not a curated record. The transcript has 4 exons.